This is a messenger RNA of Aspergillus fijiensis CBS 313.89, 601 nucleotides long. RefSeq lists its product as uncharacterized. The record is from RefSeq and is a predicted model, not a curated record. The coding region runs from base 119 to 424 and encodes 101 amino acids. The transcript has a single exon. Lineage: Eukaryota; Fungi; Ascomycota; Eurotiomycetes; Eurotiales; Aspergillaceae.
CCUCUCUCAAUUGUCGCCCCUCCUCUCCACUUACCUUCAAUGCCUCCCCUAAGUGAACCUACCACUCUGGGUAAGGUCUGUCGGCUCAAUGCCGCCGCCCCUUAUGAUGAUGACUUGAAUGGGACACAGUGAAUGGAGCGUUAUUGCCGCACUUGCCAGCCUGCCACAUAACACUCAGUCACUCACUAAGGUACGUACAGACAUCAGAAGGGAAGGAAAGUAUGGAUGGAUGGAUGGAUUAUGGAGUCAAGAGUACGUACCUCUCUCGGGGACGGGGACGGUGACUAAACCACCAGACACACAGUACAAAAUUGACCCGGUACCUGAAUUGAAGACUCCAUACUACACGCCAUUCCCUUUUACUCUAAUGCUUUGCUUUUGCUUUGCUUGCUACUUGUUGCUUUUUGCUUGUCUCUUUUCGUGAUGUCAAAUGUCCAUGCUCUUUUAUUUCUCCCUUCUGCAUUUACUUCUGCACAAUAGAGAAACUCCACCACCUCUGCUUUGCUUUCCUUCUUUCUCCCCUCCCCCCUCCCUACCCAUUUCCCCUCUUCUUCAUUUGCCUCCUUUUUGCUUUUGCCCUUUUGGUCAUUGACUUUCUCUC